UGACACUGAGCGGGCGCAGGGGGCUGAGCCGGAGACACCGCCGGAGCCCGGGCAGCGGCAGUAGAGGGGGUGGCAUAGACACUGAGCAGCCAGGCGGCCGCCGUUCCUUUCCUGCUGACUGCUUGACUGCCCCGCUCCUCCCCUCCUCCUACUCCUCCUCCUCCUCCUGCUGCUGCUGCUGCUGCUUCUCUUCAUCCACCUCCUCCUCCAGUCACUCGUGAAGAAGAAGAGCCUGCGCUGCCGCUUGGGGAGGGGGUGUGUGGAGCUCGGUGCCUACUACCCCGCGAGUCCGCAGUGGCCGCCGCUGCCGCGGGGUCAGGUCGCGGUCGUCUGGAGAGAAACCUCGGGGGUCGGUCCAAUAACGGGGUUCGGGUGCCUGGUUUGUGAACAUCACAGGUCUAUUCUGGAUAACAGGUUUUGUGAAGAUUUUUAUUCUUUCUUGGACCUCAGAAUUACCUCCCAUCUCAUGGGUUUGUGGAUGCACUUAGAUGUUUGCAAUGAGCACUGUGGCUGGCAUGCCCCAGUGUUUUGGAUACCAAUGCAUAGGACUCCGUAGUAAUCGAAUUUAUCAGAAACGAACGUCAUGAGCAUAGUGAUCCCAUUGGGGGUUGAUACAGCAGAAACUUCAUAUUUGGAAAUGGCUGCAGGCUCAGAACCAGAAUCCGUAGAAGCUAGCCCUGUGGUAGUUGAGAAAUCCAACAGUUACCCACACCAGUUAUAUACCAGCAGCUCGCAUCAUUCACACAGUUAUAUUGGUUUGCCCUAUGCGGACCACAAUUAUGGUGCUCGUCCUCCUCCAACACCUCCAGCUUCUCCUCCUCCAUCAGUUCUUAUUAGCAAAAAUGAAGUAGGCAUAUUUACUACUCCUAAUUUUGAUGAGACCUCUAGUGCUACCACCAUCAGCACAUCAGAGGAUGGAAGCUAUGGUACUGAUGUAACCAGGUGCAUUUGUGGUUUUACACAUGAUGAUGGCUACAUGAUCUGUUGUGACAAAUGCAGUGUUUGGCAACAUAUUGACUGCAUGGGGAUUGAUAGGCAGCAUAUUCCUGAUAUAUAUCUGUGUGAACGUUGUCAGCCUAGGAGUUUGGAUAAAGAGAGGGCUGUGCUGUUACAACGCCGGAAAAGGGAAAAUAUGUCAGAUGGUGAUACCAGUGCAACAGAGAGUGGUGAUGAGGUUCCUGUGGAAUUAUAUACUGCAUUUCAGCAUACACCAACAACGAUAACUUUAACUGCUGCGAGAGUUACCAAGGUCAAUGAUAAGAAAAGGAAAAAAAGUGGGGAAAAAGAACAAAAUAUUUCAAAAUGCAAAAAGUCUUUUCGUGAAGGAUCUAGGAAAUCGUCAAGAGUUAAGGGUUCAGCUCCAGAGAUUGAGCCUUCUGAUGGGUCAAAUUUUGGAUGGGAGACUAAAAUUAAAGCUUGGAUGGAUCGUUAUGAGGAAGCAAAUAAUAACCAGUACAGUGAAGGUGUCCAGAGAGAGGCACAAAGAAUAGCUUUACGAUUAGGCAGUGGAAAUGAUAAGAAAGAGAUGAAUAACAAAUCAGAAUCAAAUGCCAGCAAUCUGAUCUUCAAGCCCCCUGUAGAGAGCUACAUACAAAAGAAUAAGAAAAUUCUGAAAUCUGCCAAAGAUUUGCCUCCUGAUGCCCUUAUUAUUGAAUACAGAGGGAAGUUUAUGCUAAGAGAACAGUUUGAAGCAAAUGGAUAUUUCUUUAAGAGGCCAUAUCCUUUUGUUCUGUUCUACUCUAAAUUUCAUGGGCUAGAAAUGUGUGUUGAUGCAAGGACUUUUGGAAAUGAGGCUCGAUUCAUUAGGCGUUCUUGUACACCAAAUGCAGAGGUGAGGCAUGUCAUUGAAGAUGGAACCAUUCAUCUUUAUAUUUACUCCAUCCAGAGCAUUCCAAAGGGAACUGAAAUUACUAUUGCUUUUGAUUUUGACUAUGGAAAUUGCAAGUAUAAGGUGGAUUGUGCAUGCCUCAAAGAAAAUCCUGAAUGUCCAGUUUUAAAACGGUGUUCUGAACCAACGGAAAACAUCAAUAGUAGUUAUGAAACCAGAAGGAAAAAAGGGAAAAAAGAGAAGGACGUUUCAAAAGAAAAAGAAACACAAAAUCAAAAUAUUACUUUGGAUUGUGAAAGUGCCACCAACAAAAUGAGGAGCCCAGAUAAUAAACAAAGAAAACUUUCUCCACUGAGACUAUCUAUAUCAAAUAAUCAGGAGCCAGAUUUUAUUGAUGAUAUAGAAGAAAAAACUGCUAUUAGCAAUGAAGUAGAAAUGGAAUCAGAGGAGCAGAUUGCAGAAAGGAAAAGGAAGAUGACAAGAGAAGAAAGGAAAAUGGAAGCUAUUCUGCAAGCUUUUGCCAGACUUGAGAAGAGAGAGAAAAGAAGGGAACAAGCUUUGGAACGAAUCAGCACAGCAAAAACAGAAAUUAAAACAGAAUGUAAAGAUACACAGACUGUCAAUGAUGCUGAAGUUGUUCAGGAAACAACAAAGGAAGAAGCUGCCAGCAAGCCUACCCCUGCCAAAGUAAAUAGAGCUAAGCAGAGAAAAAGCUUUUCUCGUAGUAGAACUCACAUUGGACAGCAACGCCGGCGACACAGAACUGUCAGCAUGUGUUCAGAUAUCCAGCCAUCUUCUCCUGAUGUAGAAGUUACUUCACAACCAAAUGAAACCGAGAAUACUGCACUUGCAGCAGAGCCUGAAACUGAAACUGCCAUAGCAGAAAUAGUUACUGAAGCUGAAGUUCCAGCACUUAAUAAAUGUCCUACAAAGUAUCCCAAAACAAAAAAGCACUUAGUCAAUGAAUGGUUAAGUGAGAAGAGCGAGAAGACAGGAAAAUCUUCAGAGAGCCUUUCAGAAAGGCCUCUUCGAAUAACUACAGAUCCAGAAGUAUUGGCUACACAACUCAACUCUUUACCGGGCCUUACUUACAGCCCCCAUGUGUAUUCUACUCCCAAGCACUAUAUUAGAUUUACUUCACCAUUCCUUUCAGAAAAAAGGAGAAGAAAAGAACCUACUGAAAAUAGCUCUGGCUCAUGCAAAAAGCGAUGGUUGAAGCAAGCAUUAGAAGAAGAAAAUUCAGCAGUUAUAGAUAAAUUUAGUUCAUUAUGCCAAGAAAGAUCUAGAAGCCCUGCUGUCAAUGGUGAAAAUAAAAGUCCACUGUUACUCAGUGAUAGCUGUUCACUUCCAGAUUUAACUACCCCACUAAAAAAACGAAGACUGUAUCAGCUAUUGGAUUCUGCUUAUUCCGAAACCUCUACACCCACUCCUUCUCCAUAUGCUACACCAACUCACGUGGAUAUCACUGCUACGGACCCGUCAUUAUUUGCUACUCCUCCUAGGACAAAAUCAGAGGAUGAAACUUGUAGGAAUGGUUAUAAACCCAUAUAUUCACCAGUUACCCCAGUAACUCCUGGUAUACAGGGAAAUGCUAUGCAUUUUGAGAACAUUUCCUCCCCAGAAAGUUCACCAGAAAUUAAAAGACGAGUUUAUAACCAGGAGGGCUAUGAAAGAACACCAACUAUGUUGACGGUGGGUCCUUUUAGAAACUCUAAUUUGACAGAAAUGGGCCUGCAAGAAAUAAAGACCAUUGGGUAUUCCAGCCCAAGAAACAGAACUGAUAUAACCAGGCAGUGCACAGGGGACAAGGAGUCAGUAUCAGACCUACAGACUGGAGGUGAUGUAGUGGAGCACACUGCCAUUCCUAAAACCUUGGAGACCCCCUCACAGGAUAGGACUGACUCUAACAGCCAGCUUGAACCUGCUCCCUGUGGAAGAAGCACAGUUUAUUCUUCUUGGGUUAAAAGUCCUGAAAGAACAGGUGUGAACUUUUCCUCAGUGAAUUCCAAUUUAAGGGACUUAACACCUUCCCAUCAGCUGGAGGUUGGAGGUGGCUUCCGAGUAAGUGAGCCAAAGUGCCUAGUGCAAGAUGAUUCCAGAGGAGUGUUCAUGGAGACCUCUGUGUUCUGUUCUUCAGAAGAUGGACUUCCCCCAGGGUUUGGAAGGACAGUUAACGACACUGCGGUUGAGGGGAGCUGUACACCCCAGAAUCCACCACAAAAGAAAAAGGUGUCCUUAUUAGAAUACCGUAAGAGACAGCGGGAAGCUAGGAAAAGUGGCUCCAAAGCUGACAAUUUUUCUCUAGUUACUGUGUCACCUCAUGCUACUAUGGGUGGAAACAUGAGCAACAGCAGCAAUACAAAUGAUGGAUGUAGCAACAGUGGUGAAAAUGGGGAGCAAGUAGACCACACUAGUAGCCUACCUUUACCAUUGCCAACUGCUGUUUAUAAUGCUACUUCAGAAGAAAUCAGCAAUAACUGCCCAGUAAAAGAAACAUCUUCUGGUGAAAAAAAUGAACCAGAAGUUCAGUGGACUGCUUCAACUUCAGUGGAACAAGUAAGAGAGAGGAGCUAUCAGAGAGCUUUACUUCUCAGUGAUCAUAGGAAAGACAAAGAUAGUGGGGGAGAAUCACCUUGUAUCCCAUGCUCACCGAAUCAUGUUCAGUCUUCACCUUCAUCUCAUUCAAAUCACAUUCCCCAGUUGCAACUUAAGGUCCCAGUCCCUUCUUUCAGUGAACUUAUAGAAGACCCUGAUCCUGAAAAUCCAGAGCCCACAACCACAAAUGAAUGUCCAUCCCCAGACACUUCUCAAAAGACUUGUAAAAGUCCUUCAAAAGUGAGCAAGCCUUGUUCACCAGGUCCUACAGUUCCUGCCCAGUCACUUGGAAAGACACCCACAAAACUAGAUUCUCAGUGGGAGAUGGCAGUUAAUACACCCGAGAGUGAGAAUGCCAAUCCUCAAAAAGCAGAGCUACAACAGAAGCAGCUGUCAAAUGUCCAAGCACUUUCAAAGACUCAUUCUUCUCAGUCACAUGUGCGUAGUUCAGGACAACUGUCACAAAAGCUUCCUUCUGCACCUUUGAAGUUGCAUUGUCCCCCAUCACCUCAUGUAGAAAAUCCGCCGAAGUCAUCUACUCCUCUUACACCUGUACAGCAUGGUUAUCUUUCACCAAAGCCUCAUGCACAGCAGUUAGGAUCUCCCUACAGGGCCCACCAUUCUCAGUCACCUCAAGUUGGAGCACCUCAGAGAGAUUCUCACAGAAAUUUUUAUCCAGCAGCACAGAGCCUUCAGUCCAAUACUCCGCAGCCAGCUACUGGAGCAUUAUUUACACAGACACCUUCAGGACAAUCUUCAGCAACUUACAGUCAAUUUAACCAACAAAAUUUGAACAGUACUGCACCACCUCCUCCCCCUCCUCCUCCUCCCUCUUCAUCAUCUUAUUAUCAAAACCAGCAGCCCUCUGCAAACUUUCAGAGUUAUAAUCAGUUAAAGGGUAGCCUUUCCCAACAAACUUUGUUUACACCUGGACCAAAUCAAGCACUUCCUGGUACCACAAGUCAACAACCAGUUCCAGGACACCAUGUAACUUCAGGGCAUUUUUUGCCAUCUCAGAACUCUACCAUUCAUCAUCAAGCUUCAGCAGCUCCACCCCCUCCCCCACCACCACCUGCUCCAGGACCACAUCUUGUACAACAGCCGAGUUCCCAUCAGCAGCACUCUGUAGCACAUGUAGUAGGGCCUGUUCAUGCAGUAGCCCCUGGUUCACAUAUUCAUUCUCAAACUGCUGGGCACCAUUUACCACCACCCCCUCCUCCACCAGGCCCUGCACCUCAUCACCAUCCCCCCCAUCCCACCCCAGGACACCAAGGUCUGCAAGCACAACACCAGCAUGUAGUAAAUACAGCUCCACCCCCGCCCCCACCUCCACCUUCCAGUGUUCUGGCUUCUGGGCAUCAUGCGUCAUCAGCUCAAGCCUUACACCACCCCCCUCAUCAAGGACCUCCACUUUUUCCUUCAAGUGCUCAUCCAGCUGUACCAUCAUAUCCCUCCCAAGCUACACAUCAUACACCCCUGGGACCUGGACCCCAACACCAGCCUACUGGAACAGGACCACACUGUCCAUUACCAGUCCAAGGUCCUCAUCUCCAGCCACAAGGACCAAACAGUAUUCCAACACCUACAGCUUCAGGGUUCUGUCCACAUCCUGGCUCUGUAACCCUGCCACAUGGGGUUCAAGGACCUCAGCAGGCAUCUCCAGUGCCUGGACAGAUUCCAAUUCACAGAGCACAGGUGCCACCAACAUUUCAGAACAGUUACCAUGGUUCAGGGUGGCAUUAACAAGGACUCCUAAGACAUUUUUAAAAUGUUCUGUAAGAUAAACUGUAUAUUUCAUAUGUACCUAUUCAUGGUACUUUUUAAAGCUUGUACAUGAAACUUUGUAUAAAAACAAACACCAGUGCUCUUUCAUUGUAUUUUUUCCAUUUUUUGCUUUUUAAAAUUCCUGAAAAACGUGCUGUUAAACCAGUAUUAGGUAUCUUUUUUUUGGUAAGUGAACAUUCCAGCUGUUUUUCUGGCAGUAGAUUUGAUGCUGCAUAAUCUUAAAUUUUAUUGUUGCAGUUAAAUUCAUUUAGUGAAUGUUUUCUAUAUUACUUUUUAUACGUAUGUAAUAAGUACACAGCUAAGUGGUGGCACUAACAGGUUUUUCCCCCCAUUCUGUCAACAGUUCUGUGUGUGCAUCUAGGUAGAAAAUGCAAUACAGAUUUUUAUAGUUUGGUGUGGACUUGGCUCUUUUGUUUCAUCGGUUAUUUGCAGAAAAAUGUAAUUUAAUGUAUAGAUUGUUUCUAAUGUCUUCUGACAAGUUCUGUAAAUACUGUAUUUCUUUUGCGUGUAAAAUUGCUGACAGCUCAUUUGAUAUAGUAUUGUACAUAUGACAAGUCUCUUUUUGCAAAAAUGUGUGAUCUUUGUGAAAGUAGUACAGUAUAUGACAUUUAAAUUUUUUUAAUAUACUGUCACAUUGCAGCACUGGUUGGGCAUUUUAAUUCAUGUUAAUAAAUCACAAUUAUGUCAGUUUUA
Messenger RNA from Phascolarctos cinereus (koala), 6901 nucleotides. The record is from RefSeq and is a predicted model, not a curated record. Lineage: Eukaryota; Metazoa; Chordata; Mammalia; Diprotodontia; Phascolarctidae.